This is a messenger RNA of Cladocopium goreaui, 4917 nucleotides long. The record is from the annotation of a GenBank genome assembly. NCBI's taxonomy places the organism in Eukaryota, Dinophyceae, Suessiales, Symbiodiniaceae.
AUGGAACAGUUUCUGUCGGAAAAUGAUGAGGAUGCACUUGUUGUGCAGCAGUUUGAAGAUGCCCUCAUCGACACGAUCCAAUCAGACGGAGAAAUGAACGCCUUCAUGAACUCUUACGUAGAAGCUCGACGCAAGUUGACAGAGAAAGCAAAGUUCAGAGGCUUCUGGCCAGUUCGUUCCAAAGGAGGUGGCAAGAAAGGGAAAUCCAAGGGAUUCAAUGCCCGAGGCAGAAAGCCUCUCGCUGUCAGGAUCGCUGAGUCGGAAUGUCGGCUCUGUGGGCAAAAGGGACACUGGAAAGCCGAGUGCCCCCAAAAAUCACAGAAUGCCACGACUGGAAGCUCUUUAGGAUCCCGGACACAGCCUACCAACAUGAUGAUUUCUGCCACUGAUGCGGACGAUGAUGAAGCCGAUGUUUUCCUGGUCGAAAGCCUUGUCCAUGAUGCAUCCGAUGUCCUGCAGUCUGUUCAGGACCCGAAGAAUGAAGAUGGCACCAGUGAGACAAACCCCUCGCCUGAAUGUUGGAGCAAUGACUCCGUGCAUGCAUCCGCCGAUGGAUUCCAAGUUUCAAGUGUUCAACCUGCUGCUCCGACAGAUGCUCUUUUGCAGAAAGCUUCCAUGAAUGCGCCAGAGACUCCAGCCAAUGAACAGUCCGUGUUGUUUGCAACUCACCAAACCAUAGGAAUUUUGGAUCUGGGAGCAUCACAGACUGUAAUGGGUCGGUAUCAGGUUGAUGAAUUCUUAGAACUGCUGCCUGAAGCAGCUCGCUGUCGUGUCUUUGAGCAGCCUGUGGACAUGUCGUUUCGUUUUGGGAACAACAGCGUUGUCCCAUGCCGAGUGGCGUUGAUGGUGCCUGUGGAUCGUUUUUGGAUUAAGAUUGCAGUGGUUGAUACCAAAACACCUUUCUUGAUUUCCAACAAUGUUUGCAGAUCUCUUGGAGCUGUCAUUGACACCACCAAUCAGACCAUAUGUUUCCGUGAAUUGGACUGCACCAUGCCAUUGACCCUUUCUGGCAAGAAACUGUUCCUGCUGGAUUUCUCCGAGCUCGUUUCGUUGCGACCUCCCAGACCUGCUGAGUCCGACAAAACACCAAUGCUGAAAGCUGAGAAUGUCUGUUCGUGUCAGUCCGAACAGUCCCAGUUUCCAUCCAGUGUGUCGCACCAAGAUGCAUUGAAGAUCAACACUGAAAGUCUUGAGAUAGGAUCAGCACGUCAAGUGAAGCAGUUACCGAAGUUCUCCGGGAUCAAUCCAACCAUCAGCCCACCGAGACUUCCAAUUCAUUGCCGUGUGCGAGUAGCCAUGUCCUUAAACAACCUUGCGGAUCGCUUCGCUGCCGUUCAGGAGAUGCAGAACAAGUCGAGCAAGGAGCAGACUCUGAUGGCCUUGAGCAUGGAAGAACUCCAGAACCUCACCAUCAAGUUCGGAACUGCAAAGGCCGGACUUACGUUCAAGGAGGUGGUCGAGACAGAUCCAAAGUACUGUCAGUGGUUUCUUCGCCAAUGGGGAUCCAGCAGCAAGAGCGAGCAUCAGGAGUUCCUGUUCUUUCUGAACAUGUGGACGGAACGCAAGGAAUUCGAGAAUGGGAUCAAUGGAUCCAAGACUGGCGCCCAACUGCCAGUGAAGCCGCAGCCGAAAGCCGGUGGCAAGGCUCAUGGUGCCUCCUCCACGGGGAUGCCGAUCGAUCUCGAGAUCGACGAGGAGCCGUGGGAUCAGGUGUCCCUAGCCGAAUCCCUCAUGCCACCAAAGAUGAUGAACCGCAUCGACCAGCUCGAGAAUGUACUGAUGCAAGUCGUGAGUCAGCUGCAAAGCCUGACACCGCCUGCCACAGCGGAGCCAAAAAUAUCUCGACCAGCUAGUUUGCCUGAACCGCGUGAGUUCAAUGAUUGUGUGGGCUGCGAUCUUGUGACAUGGACCUCCAGAGCUGGGAAGCAGUUUCAAUUUUUGCACAUGAUCGAUGCUGCCACCAAUUUCCAGAUUGCUGCACCAAUUUUUCGAACUGAUGCCGAAUCCAUGUUUGAAACUAUGCAAGACUGUUGGUUCCACUGGGCAGGACCAUGUCAACAAUUGAUCGUUGACAAUGCAUCCCCGAUUUGCUCCGAUCAGUUUGCCGAAUAUGCUCAAGGUCAGAACAUUCACCUUAGGGUGAUUGCUGCGUUUGCUCAUUGGCAAAACGGAAAGACAGAGCGUCAUGGGGAUAUCCUUCAGCACAUGCUUGAGAAAUUUGAUGUAGAUCGUGAAAUCAAGACGGAUCUGGAAUUCCGACAAGCCUUGCGUCUGUGUUGUCAGGCAAAGAACUCCUUGGCUAGGUCAAAGGGAUACACACCGGAAAUCCUUGUUUUAGGUAAGAGCAGAAAGAUGCCUGGUAGUUUAUGUGAAGAUCAUGCCGAUCCUGCGCACUACCUAGCUGACUCAGAAAGUCCCGAGGGUCUUGCCUUUAGACAACACCUCGAAUACCGUGAACUGGCCAGAAAAGCAUUUGUGCAGACUGACAACAGUGAUCGUUUGAGACGAGCCUUUCUGCGUCGUCAACGACCGCAUCGUGGUCACUUUGCCAGCGGUGCUUUUGUCAUGUUCUGGCGUCCCGGCCGUGGUGAAAUCAAAGGCAAAUGGCAUGGACCAGCUAGGAUCAUAAUCCAGGAAUCUGAGAAUGUUAUUUGGAUUUCAUUUUCAAGUCGUGUUUAUCGAGUUGCACCUGAACAUGUCCGGUUCCUUUCAGAGAGAGAAGCCCAUCAGUACAGUACAACUCUGGAAGCCACCAAUAUGUCACCUCCUCCAAAAGAACUGGGGAAAGGAGUUUUCCAAUAUGAAGAUUUGACAGGCUUUCAAGGAGUGCCACCUGAUAACAUGAACCAUGAAAACAUGCCUGGAAAUGAGAUGCCUCUGGAAGCAGCUCCUGCUGUUGAUGCCACACCGGAAGCCAAGAGUCAACCUGACUCUGAACCGUGUAUGCCCCCUGCCUCUCAGGCAGACAGUGAGUACACUCCCACGACUCCUUUGCAUGAAGAAACAAAUGAUAACCCAGAGUUGAAACCUGAAGAGGUUCCUGUUCCUGAAGCUGAUGACCUCAUGCUUGAAGAUGUCUGGGUGUGUCAGACAGAUAAGAUCAUGCGGAUUCAUAACAAGCCUCGUUUUUCCGCUUUUGAUCCAAGUAGCUGCACAGAUUGUCCUGUGGACAUCCUGCACUUGUCCGACACUCGCGUCACAACGGGCACAACUCCAACAGGGGCUGUUUGGCUAGAACAUGAUAUGUGGGGAUGUCCUGAGAACGCCUGGUGUAAGGAUCAACCCUGGACUGGAGUUUCCGUUUUUAUUGUAGUACCCGAUGCUGGACAAGCCAUUCUGUUCUGUGAAGAUGUGAUGCAUGACUUAGAUGCUACGGAUGCGGCCAUUGAGGGAAAGAAUCGAAAAGCUAAAGCGAGACUUGUUGUUCUCGGCUACAUGGACCCCAAUAUCACCGAAAUACCAAGAGAUUCUCCAACGUUGCAGCGCGAUUCUAGAUCUCUUUUGUUGCAAUACUGUGCUGCGCGUCGCUGGAAGAUUCGAAGCUUUGAUGUGAAAACCGCGUUCCUUAGAGGAUCCCGCCGGGAUGACCGUGUGUUAGGAAUAGAACCUCCAAAUGAACUCAGAGAGAAGCUUCAGUUAAAAGAAAAUGAAACCUGUGAACUCCUAAAGUCCGCAUAUGGCCUGGUAAAUGCUCCAUACCUCUGGUACGUGGAACUUAAGGAAUGUUUACUGUCAUUGAACUUCCAGAUCAGCCCCUUGGAUCCUUGUUUAUUUCCCCUGGUUGAUGAACAUGGAGCAGUACAUGGACUGAUUGGCAUCCAUGUGGACGAUGGUCUUUGUGCAGGAGACGAGGUUUUUGACAGGGCUCUACAGCAGUUGGAAAUUCGGUACCCUUUUGGUUCUAAACGUGACACCAACUUCACCUUCACAGGAAUCCAACUUACUCAAGAUAAACAGUUCAACAUAUUUCUCAGUCAAAGGGAUUACAUUUUUGCCAUUGAAGCUAUUCCCAUUGAACGUCAACGAAGAAAGCAAGAGUCGCUGCCAGUAACCGAAGGAGAGCGCCAAAACUUGCGUGGCCUUAUUGGCUCCCUGCAAUAUGCUGCGACAAAUACGCGUCCUGACCUCUCAGCACGUUUGAGCUUUCUCCAGUCAAAAAUAAACUGUGCUACCAUCAAAGACCUGUUGGAAGCAAACCGACUUCUGGGAGAUGCGAAGACACAUGCUGACAUGUCAAUCAAAAUAGCUAGCAUGCCAUGUGAUGACAUUCGAAUAGUGGCGUAUUCUGAUGCCUCUUUUGCUACACGAGAGAAACUUCAUAGCCAAAAGGGAGGUUUGUUUUUAGCAACUCACAAGGACAUUUUUGAUCAGAAAAGUGCUAUUGCAAGCCCACUGUCAUGGUAUUCAAAGAAGAUUGAUCGUGUUGUUGCAAGUACUCUGGCAUCCGAAACGUAUGCAUUGUCAUCUGCAGUGGACACUGCCAACUGGCUCCGUUUGAUGUGGGAAUGGAUUAAAAAUCCAUCUAUUCCUUGGCGAAAUCCUGAAAGGGUCUGGAUGAAGGCUCCACCCGGCAUUGCAGUGAUGGAUUGCAAGUCCCUCUUUGAUGUCAUUUCAAAGAACACAACACCUCAGUGUCAAGAACAUAGAACUCUCAUUGAAGCCCUAGUGAUUAAAGACCAUAUUCAAUCCGGAGUAACACCCUACUGGGUUCACAGUGCUGCUCAAUUAUCCGAUGCAUUAACCAAAAUCAUGGACAAUUUUCGACUUCGUGAAUUUCUCAAGCAAGGUAAAACCUGUCUUCAUGACAUUGAUGAAACUCUGAAACAGCGCGCCGAUCGAAAGGCCUUCAAGACCUGGUUGUCAGAAACGGUUUCCAACACCGUGCAUCCCUACGAAGCACCAACACCACCAGGAUGA